Molecule: messenger RNA, 496 nt
Organism: Xylaria bambusicola
Lineage: Eukaryota; Fungi; Ascomycota; Sordariomycetes; Xylariales; Xylariaceae
Exons: 1
Coding region: 173-421 (82 amino acids)
Source: RefSeq, a predicted model, not a curated record
UGAUCUGCUUAGUGUUUGCGGUGGGGUUGUUCGACCUCAGACCGAGAUGACGAGGUCGUCGUCGUCGGUCAUUGUCGCAAACAAACAGCAAACCUGUCCUCAACUGUCUUACAAGGCUGAACCACAGCCUAAAUGGCGCUAGAAGCCCGCUAACGCCCUGCAGCUAUGGCGCAUGGUGAUCCCUGUAGCUGUAGCUGUAGCUGUAGUGGAGCGCUGGAGUGCGUACACCUGCAGUACCGCGUUAGGGGUUACCUACUUGCUGCAGGGUCCAUUGGCAUCGCGAAAUCGCGAGAUUCACACUCAUGAUAUGGGCUUCAUAAUCUUUUUAUAUAUAAUAUCGGGCCUCACCUUGAUUCCAUUGACAGUGAAGGGAAUCGUGCCGAAGAAGUCAAUAACGAGGCCUUGGACCCUAUUGGCGUGAUGAGUCCUUAGGUAAUAUACCCAAGCACUGGAAACAAUCGCCAUCGGUAAUUCGCUAUACCGCUCCGAGAGAAAC